Messenger RNA from Vicia faba (fava bean), 516 nucleotides. The record is from the annotation of a GenBank genome assembly. NCBI's taxonomy places the organism in Eukaryota, Viridiplantae, Streptophyta, Magnoliopsida, Fabales, Fabaceae.
AUGUUGGUUCAAGGAUCUAAACUGGACUGGUUGCUAAAAGGUGAUGAUAAUACUGCAUACUUCCAUGCCAUAAUCAGGGGGGGAAAUAAGCAGACUAGCAUUCUUGUUUUAGAGGACCCUAAUGGAAAGCAACUUACUAGCCACAAAGAUAUUGAAGGGGAAGUUCUGAGAUUCUAUAAAGAUCUGGUAGGGACUAAUACGCAGAGGAGGAAACACAUUGAUAUUGUGGCUGUCAGAGCAGGUAAUCAACUGAAAGAUGAUGAUAGGAACAGCCUCACCAAACCUGUGACUGACCAAGAAAUUUUGACUGCUUUGAACAGUAUUGGAGACAAUAAAGCUCCUGGUACUGAUGGAUACACAGCUAAAGUCUUCAAGUCAACCUGGAAAGUGAUAGGAGUGGAUGUUACAGAUGCUAUACACGACUUCUUUACUCAGAACAGAAUGUACCCUACUGCAAACUGUGAGUUAGUAACUCUUAUCCCAAAGAAAAAUGAUGCAAAAACCAUGAAGAUAUGA